Molecule: messenger RNA, 987 nt
Organism: Colletotrichum orchidophilum
Lineage: Eukaryota; Fungi; Ascomycota; Sordariomycetes; Glomerellales; Glomerellaceae
Product: exonuclease
Exons: 1
Coding region: 1-987 (328 amino acids)
Biological process (GO): rRNA processing; ribosomal large subunit assembly
Cellular component (GO): nucleus
Molecular function (GO): exonuclease activity; nucleic acid binding
Source: RefSeq, a predicted model, not a curated record
AUGCACAAUAUAUACCGGGGCAAUAUCUACUCGCCCGCAGUCGAACGAAGUGCUAUUUGGAACCUCGUUUUGGAUCUCUGUCACUCGGAGGAGAGACUCCGGAAGGAAGGAUACACCCUGCCAGCCACAAGCACCAACGGGACACAUUCCGCGUCCCACCCGGCAACGAGAAUCAAUCCACCAUGUCCUGACAGGAACCCAUCUGUGCCUAAAUGCGCGGCACUUGUGAUAGACUGCGAGAUGGCCGGAACUGCUAAUGGAGAGAAUGAGCUCGUCCAGGUUACCAUUCUCGACUUCCUGACAGGAAGAGCAUUGCUGAGCCGCCCUGUCAACCCAUCGAGACCCAUCCUUGACUGGCGCGAAAAUUUCACCGGUCUGAAUGCUGCCAGCAUGUCCGACGCCGUCGCGAGGAACGAAGCUCUAGACGGCUGGGAGGCCGCGCAAGCUGCUCUGUGGCGCUUCUGCGACAAAGAGACGAUCAUCAUUGGGCAGUCGCUUCAGAAGGACCUCCAGGUCCUGCACACCUCCCAUUCGAGAAUCAUCGACUCGGCCAUCAUCACUGCCGAUGCCGUGCUGGGGAAGAAGUCAAAGAUUAAGAAAAGGUGGGGCCUGGAGGCGCUCUGCAAGGAGCUCCUGGGCAUCCAGAUCCGUUCUCCGCUCGGGGCGGAUGGCGGAGGCGGGGCUCACCAUGAUGCUUUGGAAGAUGCUCUUGCGGCGAGAGAGGUUGUACUUUUUUGUGCACGGAAGCGAGGUCAGUUGGAGACUUGGGCUCGCAGGACUAAUGUGUCUUUUUGGAGAGGAAAUGGAGACAAGCGGAGCACGCCUCGAGCAGGGAGAGUACAAUCUAGUAAACUUCCCAGACAACCCGCCGUCGUAAGAAGGGACGAGACUGAGGACGAUUAUGAGGACGAAGACGAAGAGCCGUUGAGAUGGGAGGAUGUGGUGGACUGGGAUACCUGGCCGAAGUCGCCUCCAGACUCGGAUUAG